GAUCCAUGUUUCAUGGUUGUCCCUAAUUCAAAAUCUUCUUGUUUGACAAAGUUCAAUAAUUUCCAUAUGCAAGUAAGCUGCAUUGCCUUUCGCCCAUGUCCUUCCUAAUGGAGUCUUCCUCCUUCACGUCAAUGGCAGACUAGAAGCAUUUCUUUGACAACAAAUUACCAGAGAGAGAGAGAGAGGUCAGGUCAUGGAGUUGGGUGCAGUGGCCUUUCUACUCGACAACUUGCGCUUGGUGGUGGGAGAAGUAGAGCUGAUACGAGGCAUUCGCGGUCAUGUCAUAAAUCUCAAAGAUGAAUUAAAGAGUAUUCAAGAAGAGUUAAGCGAAGCAUACACAAAGCAAGAGGGCAACAGAAGUUUGAAGACAUGGAUAAAACAGGUUGGGACUUUAGCUUAUGAUAUCGAAAAUGUUUUAGACGAGUACAAGCUUUAUGCCACCCCACACUCUCAUAAGCUCCCUCGGUUUCUUGGGAACUUGAUAUCUUUCCAUUCCAUGGCCAAACAGAUAGAAGAUAUUCGGAAAGAACUCAAGGAAAAAAGAAAAAGAUACACAAAGAUCAUCUCAAGUCAAUCCCCAGCUGGUUCUACUACCUCUAUUGAAACACGACAGUUUCCCAAAGUGGCUUCCUAUCUCUGUGAUGAAUCUCAGAUUGUGGGCUUUGACAAACCAGAACGUCAGCUGAUUUCCUUGUUAAAGGAACCAGGACUAACGACUACUGUAAUCUCUGUGGCUGGGAUGGGCGGUUUGGGGAAGACAACCCUUGUCAGAAAGGUGUACAAAUUGUUAAAAGGAACCUUUGAAUGCCAGGCUUGGGUCACAGUGGGGCAAUCAUACAGAAAAACAGAGAUCUUAAGACACUUGCUAUCCCAAUUUUCCCCAUCAUCAAGUUGGGGAAAUGCAGAAGCUGAACAACAUUUGAUCCUUUCAACAAACUCAUUUGAACUAACGGCCAAGGUGAAGGAUUAUUUGCAGCAAAAAAGGUUCCUGGUUGUUUUUGAUGAUAUUUGGGGCCCAGAUAUUUGGGAAUACUUAAGAUGUUUGUUGCCAAAUGAUGGAUGUGGUAGUAGAAUAAUUGUUACAACGCGUAGAAAUGAUGUUGCCAAUUCUUGUAUAGGAUCCUGUGGUCAUGUCUAUAAUCUCCAACCCCUAUCUCCCAAGGAUGCACAGGAGCUCCUGUGCAAGAGGGCCUUCUCAUCAACCUUUGCAGAAUGCCCUUCAGAACAGAAGGUGUGGGCUGAAAAAACUGUGAGAAGGUGUGAAAGAUUGCCUCUUGCAAUUGAUCAAAUAGGUAAACUAGUGCGAAGUAACAAAAGAAAAACCAUGUUUGAUUGGGGAAAGCUGGAUGAUACUCUUGGAUUUGAGCUAGCAAGUAAUGAACAUCUUUCAUGUAUUACCAAACUAUUAUCUCUUAGUUUCAAUAAUCUGUCCUCCUACCACUAUACCUAUUGUCUCUUGUACAUUAGUAUUUUUCCCAAGGGUUACGCUGUUAGCUGUAGAAGGUUGAUUCGGUUAUGGAUAGCUGAGGGGUUCAUAGAACAAACGAGUGGCAGAACAUUUGAAGAAGUUGCAGAGGAUUACCUCAAUUAUCUUAUCGAGAGGAACUUGGUACAUGUCGAGGAGACAGAGAUUAGCCUUCAUAGUUUAAGCAUAUCAUCACAAAGAAUGGAGGAACGUCUUCAUCUACAGACUAUGUCUAAUCCCCCUAUCCAUCUUCAACGUUUAUAUCUGAAGGGGCACCUUCAAAGCAUGCCCAGAUGGAUUUCAGAACUUCACAACCUGGUCAGGAUACGCCUGAAGUGGUCAAAGUUAAAGGAUAAUCCCAUUGAAGCCCUUCAAGAUUUGCCUAGCCUAAUGGAGCUUCAGUUGCUUGAUGCUUACUGUGGAGAUAAGUUGGACUUCAUGCAAAAGAAAUUUAAGAAACUUAAGAUACUGGAAUUUGAACAACUGUGUCAACUGCGUACGGUGAUACUGUACAAAGGCACAUUGCCCAACCUUCAGAAACUAGUUAUAAGAUGCUGUCCAAUGCUAAGAGCAGUGCCUAGAGGAAUUGACAACCUUACCCAACUGAAGGAACUUGAAUUGCAGGAUAUGGAUGAUACAUUCAUAAAGGGUAUUCGAAAGAACGGAGGUGAAUGCCGUUGGAUGGUCAAUCACAUCCCAAAAAUUCGUUCUUACUCUCAUGGUUGUUUGACAGAUCUUUCAUGAUUCCUCUUUUAAUAUAAUUCCUCCUGCACAGCUACUAUCUAUAUCUUUGCAGAAGUACUGGGUCCUAGCAGAGAAGAAAUUACAGCGAGCAUCUUCAUCCAUAAUUAUUCUCAACUCAGUGUCUCAAUCCUAAUCUUGUAUAUGAUCAUUUUGGGAGGAGCAAGGCAAUGCUUUGAUAUGGCUGAUUCUGUUCUACUUACUAUUUGCCUUUUAUGCUUUGAUGUACUGGUUUUAGUGGAUAUGUCCAUGGUCUUUGGAGUCCAAAGAGGGUAUGUAAUUUGAUAAAAGCAAAUUAAUAAUUCAGUA
Messenger RNA from Nelumbo nucifera (sacred lotus), 2515 nucleotides. The record is from RefSeq and is a predicted model, not a curated record. Lineage: Eukaryota; Viridiplantae; Streptophyta; Magnoliopsida; Proteales; Nelumbonaceae.